Messenger RNA from Cimex lectularius (bed bug), 2201 nucleotides. Its product is annotated as cold shock protein CS66-like. The coding region runs from base 43 to 2139 and encodes 698 amino acids. The record is from RefSeq and is a predicted model, not a curated record. Lineage: Eukaryota; Metazoa; Arthropoda; Insecta; Hemiptera; Cimicidae. The transcript has 2 exons.
UAAUUCGAUAUACCAUUUCAUUUCAGAAAGCACACCGCUAACAUGGCGUACGGUGCUAAGAGUAGCUUGCUGCUCUGCCUUUUCAUUUCAGGCCUGUGGGCUCCUCCGACAGGAGUACAUGCAACCUCAGAUGAAGAAUCGCUCAUGGCAACUACGACAAGUGAAAAUGCGCCUGUUUGCAAAUGUGCUGAAGAUCCAAAUGCUUAUAUAUGUGUACCUACGGACGGUGCGGUCCACUUUAAUCUGGACGAUGUAAACAAUGAAUCUGCACCUGCGGAUAGUCAAGAAGAAGACGAUGUCCAUGACUUGUACUCACUCGUCCAGAGCUUGUAUGACAUGUUCCUAAACGCGAAAUGCGACAAAAACGAUGCGAACGGUACGGGAGGAACUACAAAUGGCGAUCACCAAGGAGGACAUGGCGACCACCCUCACCACGGAGGACAUGACGACGACCACCCUCACCACGGAGGACAUGACGACGACCACCCACACCCAGGUGGACAUGAGGACCACCCUCACCACGGAGAACAUGGCGACCACCCACACCCAGAUGGACAUAGCGACCACCCUCAACACGGAGGACAUGACGACGACCACCCACACCCAGGUGGACAUGAGGACCACCCUCAUCACGGAGGACAUGGCGACCACCCACACCCAGGUGGACAUGGCGACCACCCUCAACACGGAGGACAUGACGACGACCACCCACACCCAGGUGGACAUGGCGGCCACCCUAACCAAGGAGGAGAUGGCGGCCACCCUAACCAAGGAGGACAUGACAGCCACCCCAACCACGCAGGAAAUGGCGACCACCCUCACCCAGGUGGACAUGGCGACCACCCUCACCACGGAGGACAGGACGACCACCCUCACCAAGGAGGACAUGACGACGACCACCCACACCCAGGUGGACAUGAGGACCACCCUCACCCAGGUGGACAUGGCGACCACCCACAUCCAGGUGGACAUGGCGAUCGCCCUAACCAAGGAGGAGAUGGCGAUCGCCCUCACCAAGGAGGGCACGGCGGCCACCCCAACCAAGGAGGAGACGGAGGCCACCCUCAGCAAGGAGGACAUGGAGGCCACCCAAACCAGGGAGGACAUGGCGAACACCCUCAGCAAGGAGGACAUGGCGGCCUCCCAAACCAGGGAGGACAUGGCGACGACCCUCACCCAGGAGGACAUGGCGACCAACCUCAUCAAGGAGGUCAUGGCGAUCACCCACACCAUGGAGGACAUGGCGACGACCCUCACCCAGGAGGACAUGGCGACCAACCUCACCAAGGAGGAGAUGGCGACCACCCUCACCCAGGAGGACAUGGCGACCAACCUCACCAAGGAGGACAUGGCGACCACCCUCACCACGGAGGACAUGGCGACCACCCUCACCACGGAGGACAUGAUGACCACCCUCAGCAAGGAGGACAAGGCGGCCACCCUCACGAAGGAGGACAUGGCGGCCAACCCGACCACGGAGGACAUGACGACCACCCUAACCAAGGAGGGCAUGGCAACCACCCUAACCAAGGAGGAGAUGGCGAUCACCCUCUCCACGGAGGACAUGACGACCACCCCAACCAUGGAGGACAUGGCGACCACCCUCACCCAGGAGGACAUGGCGGCCACCCUAACCAAGGAGGACAUGGCAACCACCCUAACCAAGGAGGAGAUGGCGAUCACCCCAACCAUGGAGGACAUGGCGACCAACCUCACCCAGGAGGACAUGGUCGAAAUGUAACGAAUCCCAACGAUGAACAUGAUGAAAAACAUAGAAACUCGGGGAGCGGCCUCGAUCCCGACCUUGAACAACCUAACAACCGACCUCACCACAGGCAUCCCAACGACCAACAUCCUAACACCCCAGCAGGAAAUGGCACAAACCCCAAUGGGCAAAACUGCUCUUGCUACAAUAACGGAAAUGCUGGACCAAGAAGAUCCCGUCCGCUUUGCGUGAACAAUUGCGAAACCACUCUCGUUUACGACAUGAACGGUACAAAUCCCCAGGUAGCCGGACUCAAAUGCUGCGGUGAUCAGUUUUCUCUUGAAGAAGUGAAAUCUUUGUGCCCAAUUUUGUCAAUAGCUAAACGGCUGUGGUCUACAUUCCCUCAUCAAUACCAGACCGUUACGACUGAAUAGCAGUUGACGUAAUUUCUGUAUUUAAAAUGCUUUGCAAAUUAAAACAUAGUAACUAAAAUGAA